This is a messenger RNA of Nicrophorus vespilloides, 1320 nucleotides long. Its product is annotated as zinc carboxypeptidase-like. The record is from RefSeq and is a predicted model, not a curated record. Gene Ontology annotation, molecular function: zinc ion binding; metallocarboxypeptidase activity. Lineage: Eukaryota; Metazoa; Arthropoda; Insecta; Coleoptera; Silphidae. The transcript has 3 exons. Gene Ontology annotation, biological process: proteolysis. Bases 26 to 1252 code for a protein of 408 amino acids.
GACUCCAACUGGAACCAGCAGCAAAAUGAAAGCAAUCCUUGCGACCUGUUUGGUCCUGGCCGUCGCCGUCUUCGGCGAGAAAGUCAGGUACGAUGGCUUCCAAGUUUACGAACUGAUCCCGGUCAACGAGCAGCAAGUCAGCGCUUUGAAGUCCAUGGAGGAAUUGAACGGUGGAUACAGCUUCUGGAUCGGUGCAAGCACCGUCGGAAAGGCCGUCCACGUUAUGGUCCCACCUCACCUCAAGUUGAACUUCGAAGAUUCCAUGAAGCUCCUCAACUUGAACCACAGCAUCUACAUGGAGAACGUACAAGAAAAGAUUGAAUCUUCCAGCGUGAGGACUCACUACAAAUCUUUCGGUUGGACCCAAUACCACACCCUUGAAGAGAUCUACGAUUUCUUGAGGGAUUUGGAGAGCCGUUUCCCCGACAACGUUAAGGUUGUUAAGGGUGGUGAAUCCUACGAAGGUCGUGACAUCCUCGGUGUCCACGUCUCCUUCAACAAGGCCAACGAGAACAACGCCAUCUUCAUCGAGGGCGGAAUCCACGCUCGCGAAUGGAUCGGACCUGCCACCGUCACCUACAUGUUAAACGAAUUCAUGACCAGCACCGACUCCAGGGUUCGCAACAUCGCCGAAAGCCACGACUGGUACAUCUUCCCGAGCGUCAACCCAGACGGUUACGUUUACACCCACGCCAGGGAUCGCAUGUGGCGCAAGACCCGUCAACCUUACGGUUUCUGCGUCGGUGCCGAUCCCAACAGGAACUGGGGCUUCCACUGGAUGGAGGGUGGCGCCAGCAACAACCCCUGCUUGGAGACCUUCGCCGGAUCCAAGGCUUUCUCCGAGCCAGAGACCAAAUCCUUGGCCGAUUACAUCGAAUCCAUCAACAAGAAGUUGGUCGGUUACAUCGCCUUCCAUUCCUACUCCCAACUCCUUCUGAUCCCGUACGGACACACCUCUCAACAUCUUGAGAACUACGAUGAGCUUUACCGCAUCGGACUUAAGGGCGCCAAAGCUCUUGAGAAGCACUACGGAACCAAGUACACCGUCGGAAACAUCGUCGAGACCAUCUACAUUGCCAGCGGCGGUUCCAUGGAUUGGGUCAAGGGUGAAUUCGGCACUCGCAUCACCUACACCUACGAGCUGAGAGAUACUGGACGUCACGGAUUCUUGUUGCCAGCUGAACAGAUCAUCCCAACCGGUGAAGAAACUUUGGACUCUUUGGUCACCAUGCUUGAGGAAUACCAAAAGUAAACACUCAACUCCUUGUACAUAAUUAAUAAAAAAAAAAACUAAAUAAAUACACAAUGUUAUAAACAAAA